Messenger RNA from Talaromyces proteolyticus, 955 nucleotides. Its product is annotated as ankyrin repeat-containing domain protein. The record is from RefSeq and is a predicted model, not a curated record. The transcript has a single exon. Lineage: Eukaryota; Fungi; Ascomycota; Eurotiomycetes; Eurotiales; Trichocomaceae. Gene Ontology annotation, biological process: RNA processing. Gene Ontology annotation, molecular function: RNA nuclease activity; protein binding; RNA binding. The coding region runs from base 157 to 894 and encodes 245 amino acids.
GACCUGCUACUUGCUGCCCCUGGCAUUGAUGUUAACGCAGCAGAUGAAGUUGGUAGAACGCCACUCUCACACGCAGCAUCUGGAGGCUAUGAGGUGGUUGUGGACCGGCUACUUGCUGCCCCUGGCAUUGAUGUUAACGCAGCAGAUGUAGUUGGUAUGACACCACUCUCACGCGCAGCAUCUAGAGGCUAUAAGGCGGUUGUAGACCGGCUACUUGCUGCCCCUGGCAUUGAUGUUAACGCAGCAGAUGAAGUUGGUAGAACGCCACUCUCACGCGCAACAUAUGAAGGCUAUGAAGCAAUUGUAGACAGGCUACUUGCUGCUCCUGGCAUUGGUGUUAACGCAGCAAAUAAAGAUGGUACAACACCACUCUGGUGGGCAGCAUCUAAAGGCUAUAAGGCGGUUGUGGACCGGCUACUUGCUGCCCCUGGCAUUGAUGUUAAUGCAGCAGAUGAAGCUGGUAAAACACCACUCUCACGCGCAGCAUCUAGAGGCUAUAAGGCGGUUGUGGACCGGCUACUUGCUGCCCCUGGCAUUGAUGUUAACGCAGCAGAUGAAGUUGGUAGAACGCCACUCUCACGCGCAGCAUAUGAAGGCUAUGAGGCAAUUGUGGACAGGCUACUUGCUGCUCCUGGCAUUGGUGUUAACGCAGCAAGUAAAGAUGGUACAACACCACUCUGGUGGGCAGCAUAUGGUGGCUAUGAGGCGGUUGUGGACCGGCUACUUGCUGCCCCUGGCAUUGAUGUUAAUGCAGCAGAUGAAGCUGGUAAAACACCACUCCAGCACGCAGCAUUUGGAGGCCAUGAAGCAGUUGUGGACCGGCUACUUGCUGCCCCUGGCAUUGAUGUCAACAUGGAUGAUAAAGAUGUCAUAACACGCCUAAAGUCACGUUAAUUGUUUGAAUAUAUCACCACAAAAAUAAAUUAGGUAUAGGAGCCCUCCCCAUAGUAAUGCU